AUGAUCGCUCUUGCCAGCAGACGGACCGCUACUCCGUACUCCGUACAAUACGGAGGUUUUCCAGGGGCAGCUGCACAAGUGGCUGGCGGCGCACGAGCUGGGCCCCUCCUCCUUCCUCGAUAUCCACCACGAGCUGCGCACCCCUUCCCCCUUCUUGGGCGAGCUGGCGAGCAAGGGUCUGGUCACUGGCUCAAUGUUACCAGCCAGAUGCAGCCGACUGAACCUGACACCCAGCUCUUGCGCAGUGCCCAUCUGGUUGGUGGUGGGCCUCGCGCUGGCCGUUCAAUGCUGUGA
This is a messenger RNA of Metarhizium robertsii ARSEF 23, 294 nucleotides long. RefSeq lists its product as uncharacterized. NCBI's taxonomy places the organism in Eukaryota, Fungi, Ascomycota, Sordariomycetes, Hypocreales, Clavicipitaceae. The transcript has a single exon. The coding region runs from base 1 to 294 and encodes 97 amino acids. The record is from RefSeq and is a predicted model, not a curated record.